AUGCUGCUGCUGCCGCUCAAUUACGGCAAGGGAGUUGCCAUUGCUCGUGGCAAUUCAUCAUAUGCAAUCAUAAAUACGGCGGAUCUUUGUCGCAUCAGCCCAAAGACACGUGAUUUAUUUCUAAGUCUAUUGGGUGUGCUCUUCCUUUUCGCCUUUGUGGGCAAUGUGAGCACGUUGUUUGUCAAUGGACGACGCAAGAUGCGCGCAUUCUAUCGCGCCAGCCUCAUACUCUUGGCCUGCAGCGAUCUCUUGAGCUGCGUCUUCUCCAGCGUAGCCGAUGUGGCGCUAUUUACAGCAGAGUUUAUGGAAAUAUGGACUUUAUGCCGUUUCAUGUGCAUGUUUGUGCCGUUUAUAACAACAGCCACUACUUUAUGUAGUGGACUCUUGCUGGUGGCCAUAGCUCUGGAUCGUUAUAUUGUCAUUAAGCGCGCUGUGCAAAACGCUUGCAGCUCUGGAUUCUGUUUCUAUGGCGCCCACAUUGCGGGCAUAUCGAUUGCAUCCCUGGGAUUUGCUGUGCCGCUGCUGUUCAUGUAUGAUCUAAAUCAUGUUUACCUAAUGCAGCCGGAUCAACAGCCUGGCAGUGAACUUGAGCUCGCCGGCAUUUGCACUCCCAUGCGCGGUUCCAUCGGCCUCUACUACGUGAUAUUGUUUGUGCUCAUCUUUCUGCCCUGCAUUGUGGCCUUUCUAUUUCUCAACGCCACCAUUGUCUAUCAGCUGUGGCUGCGACGUCAUCAGCUGCAUCAGCAGCAGCAGCAGCAGCCGGCGCAGCAGCGCUUCGAGCAGCUGCUCAGCCAGCCGCAGUUGGCGUACAGCCUGAUGAGCAGCUUUAAUGUAGCUACAGCCUUUGAUCCGCACUUGGACAAGUGGACGGUGCUGCGUCUGCCGACGCCGCUGCCUGCGCCAACAGCAGCGCCGCUGAGUCCUGCGUCUGUAGCGCGCCUGACGCGCCAUCGCCGCAUGAUUCAUGUGGUGCUGCUAAUGAUGGCGGCGUUUCUCUGCCUGCGUCUGCCCAAUUGGAUAUUUUUGCUGAUGCGUCUCUAUGGCUCCUUCACCACCAAGACUGACUGGCUGCUCUUCUGUGGCUUUGGACUGCUCAAUUUGGCCUGCUGCGCGCUCAAUCCACUUUUCUAUACAUUUCUGCCUCAAACGAUUCGCGUGCUGUCGCAGCUGAAGCAACUGCUGCGUCGCCUCUGCUGCAGUGGCUCUCAAACUGUAGAGGACAUGCCUGAUGAGCAACAGGCAACUCAACUCUGCUGCUGCCUGCAGUUCAAUUGGCGCUGCCGCUCUGGCCUGGAGCAAGCAGCCACAGUUCAAGCUGUGGCCAUAAUUGAACUCCCAGCGGACUCUGUGGAUGGCAUAGAUAACAAUUUAUUUAGCCUGGGCACACAGCAGCGAUUAAACUUUAGUCUGAGCAGUGCGUCAAUUGAAUUAUCAUAUAGCUAAUCAAUCUUAUUGUUCAUAUGUGGCCUGACUAAUUAUGAAUUGAUUAAUCAGAUUUGUUAUUGAGCAAGCCUUGCAG
This is a messenger RNA of Drosophila busckii, 1519 nucleotides long. RefSeq names its product 5-hydroxytryptamine receptor 2B. Gene Ontology annotation, cellular component: membrane. Gene Ontology annotation, biological process: neuropeptide signaling pathway. Lineage: Eukaryota; Metazoa; Arthropoda; Insecta; Diptera; Drosophilidae. Bases 1 to 1443 code for a protein of 480 amino acids. Gene Ontology annotation, molecular function: neuropeptide receptor activity. The transcript has 3 exons. The record is from RefSeq and is a predicted model, not a curated record.